Molecule: messenger RNA, 840 nt
Organism: Periconia digitata
Lineage: Eukaryota; Fungi; Ascomycota; Dothideomycetes; Pleosporales; Periconiaceae
Source: the annotation of a GenBank genome assembly
GACAUUCUAUACGGACAAGCAAAGAAAGGCAAUAGUUAUUUAGAUCUUCUGUUAGGUUAUGUAUGCAGGAUGUAUUCCUCCAAUUACUGUCUUCACGUGUACCUUUCUUUCUUUCCUUGCUUUUCAACAACCAGUAGGCGCAGGUAUAUGCAGGAUCAAGAGAUGGACAGACUUCUGGAUGAGUUGAUCAUCCAUGACGAGGGGCCUUUUCUUCCAUUGUUCCAGCAACACUGCCUUUUUUUUUUUGCGUGUUUUGCAAACUCGACAUCACAACACCUACCUAUUCAUUGUGAUUCUCCAUCGCCCAGAAGAGGAAAAAGUGCAAGAAUGGGAGAGUCGGCUUUCCUUCCACGAAGAACAACGGCCCAUCUCAACAAAAAGAUAACAACCCCACAAACUCUCCCCACAAGGGCAAGAAAAACCCGAACGCGUGUUGUUGAGGUCCUCGAUGCUUCUCUAGUCUCUCCUCCGCGUAUUUUUUUCGUCUCCCCCCAUCAGCCGCGUGUUCUUUUAUGGAGAAGAGCGAAGCCAAACGUCCCUCAGUGCCUCUCACUUGACUAACCUAAGCAAAAGGACCUAGUCCAAUCUAAUCUAAUCUAGACUUUUCUUUUCAACAAGACCGACGCGAACCAUUCCACACCCCCUACAAAAUCCCUCGUUUGACAAAGAUGCGACCUAGAUGUCCACUUCAACCCACAAAAAGAAGAAGAAGAAAAAAGACACAAAGAGAUGGCUUCUAAUUCGACGUAUGACGAGAUGACGAUCUUGCAUCCCCGGUUUCCCGUGGCGGGUGGCGAAUCCAGAUCAAAUCAUUAUCCUUCCUUGCCCCCCUUCUUUUUU